CCUCCUUUUUUCACUCUCAUUGCUAUUGUCUUUACAUUCCUUUUCUCCCGAACCAUCAUGCGGUCAACACAUAAGUUUCAUGAAAAGACAUUUACAAAGCUUACCUAUUGUGACUACUGUACUAAGCUUUUAUGGGGUGUAGCCAAGCAAGGAGUGUCAUGCGAAGGAUGUCAUUUCAAUUGCCAUAAGAAAUGCUCCGAACUCGUCUAUGAUAACUGUAUCCGGCCUAUGUAUGCUCCUGCUAGAGAUGACUUGCAGCGGUCUAUGACGGUUCAGACCGGGAGAACAGGAGACUCAAAGUCCACCAGCACCGUCAUUACCAAGAAAGCACCAUCACGUCGCCGCAAUAGCGAAGGCACGCACGCCUCCAUCCCUCCAGCGAUUGUUUCGUCUUCACAACCAAUGCAGAGCUUGGUAGAAAAGAAAUAUCCGCGACGGUCAGAAGAGUUAGUGCGAACACAGGAUAAGGAUAAAGGCGAUAAGGCUGAACCGCAGCAACAGCAACAGCGAGAUAGAGCAUCUUCCCCAGAGCCCGGACGAACUAGCUUCUUGGAGGAUGCAAUUAUAUCCGCAGCAAUCCGUAUGACAUUCCCAGCAGACAUUUCGGCUUUGCCCAAGAAUGAACACCCACCAUUGACGAUACAAGCAACAACAAUCAACUUUACAAAAUUUGUGCAGAAGACGACACCGGUGUUCUGGUUUCAAGAUCGGGUGGAAGAUAUAUUCAUGUGGAAGGAUCCAUGGAACACCAUGCUUGUUUUAGUUAUCUACUGCUUUAUCUGUAUUUAUCCUAUUCUGCUGUUCUUAAUGCCUCAGACAAUCAUGGCAAUUACCAUGAUUUACUUUUUCCAACAAAAGUCAGCUCGACAACAGCAGAAGAUCUUGGGGAUUAAACCUCCUGGUAGCAGCGUCCACUUAAUUUCACAACAGCAACAGCUCUCGCCUGAGGAAGCUUAUAUUGAAGCGCAAGAGAAACGCCAUCACAAUCGCUACCACGUUUACCACGAUGAAGACUAUCUUGAACAAGACUCAUCCUCUGAUGAUGAAGAAGAACGUCAGUCCACAAGCAUGCAAUACCUAAGCAACAUGCAACAUAUUCAAAACAUGAUGGGUGAUUAUACGGAUGCACACGAUGCGCUCCGUUUGCUCUUCAAACAUUUAGAUUGGAGCGAUGAAGCCGAAGCAAUUGCAAUCGUUCAGGGAAUUAUUGUGGCGUUUGUAGGCAUGUCACUUAUUAUGUGGUUUGUGCCUUGGAGAUGGGUCUUCAUGGUUGGAGGCGCCUCAGCCAUGUUGGCAAAUAGCCCUUGGGGCAAAAUUAUUGUCAAGGAAUGCAUUCCCCUAUCCAAGGAUUUAUCUGCCUGGGCUAAAGUUCAAGCACAAGCUUACAAGCAGAAACAUCUACAAGAGUCAUAAGAUGUCUGAAGAUAGAGAUCACGCUCUGUCAAGUCACCGUUGUUUUUUCAUGUGGUCGUCGUUGUUUUUUAUCAGAUCGCUAUUUUUAUCUGUCUAGUCACUAUCGCAUUCGAGAAAGGGAACUCAAUCUGGCACAAAAUGC
Messenger RNA from Lobosporangium transversale, 1555 nucleotides. RefSeq names its product integral peroxisomal membrane peroxin-domain-containing protein. The coding region runs from base 58 to 1413 and encodes 451 amino acids. Gene Ontology annotation, cellular component: peroxisomal membrane. NCBI's taxonomy places the organism in Eukaryota, Fungi, Mortierellomycota, Mortierellomycetes, Mortierellales, Mortierellaceae. The record is from RefSeq and is a predicted model, not a curated record. Gene Ontology annotation, biological process: peroxisome organization. The transcript is spliced from 4 exons.